CAGCUGCAGCAUAACAGACGAGAAACCAUGGAGCGCAACAAGACGCGUUGGAGAGACUCACCAAGCGGACGGGAAAAGUAUGAGUUUCUGAUCAGUUUGUAAGUCACUUUCAGCGACAGUGGGCAGAUUUUCCUUCACCAGCAGGUGGACAUGGAGUUUUUCCAAGCGUGCGUAAACUGACAGGAGAGGUCUUUGAAAGAAAAUAGUCUUGGAGUGACCAGCAGCUACCAAAGGGAAGGAGGAGAAAAAAGCGCCCGAAGGAGAGACGAGUGCCCGUUGGAUAGAAAUGCUCUCUAUGUUCUUUUUCCCACACAUUUGAACAUUUGACGUUGUGGUUUUUUUGGGAAAUGUCGCUGGUGUGCGCUGCGUAAAACCCCGGACUGCUUUUAUGUCUCAUGCCAUUAGAAGGAACAGUUACUUUUCUUCAAGGAAACUGUGAGUGGAGCUGAGAUUUCAUAAAGAAGGAGGCACUGGGCUAAAACUGAGAACCAGUCACUGAACAGUUACGAGCCAUGGUGAAGUUUCAUAACUCGGACCUAUGGAUAGCCUGGAUGGUCAUUUUCUGCAUGGAGGGUUCAAGGUUUGAUCUACACACAGGGAAAGUGUGUGUGCAGGCGCUGGAUGUGACAGUGUCCCAGAGCAGUAUCCAGGUGGCCCGUGGCCAAGCAGCCGUCCUGCCCUGCUCCUUCACCACCAGCGCUGCCCUCAACAACCUCAACAUCAUCUGGAUGGUGAUACCACUGUCCAAUGCCAACCAGCCAGAACAGGCAAAGCAGGUGAUAAUAUACCAGGGCGGCCAGGUGUUCAGCCUCGCCAACCACCUCAAUGGUCGUGUGGGCUUCGUGGCCACAAUGCCAAGUACAAGUGCCUCCAUCUUCAUCAACAACACCCAGCUUUCUGACACGGGGACCUACCAGUGCCUGGUCAACAACCUCCCAGACAGAGGGGGGCGCAACAUCGGCGUCAUUGGGCUCACCGUGUUGGUGCCCCCCUCGGUGCCAGCAUGUCGAAUCCAGGGAACGCUGGAUGUAGGCAGUGACAUCAUGCUGAUCUGCAGCUCAGAGGAAGGUAUUCCCACACCGUCCUACUCCUGGGAGAAGCUGGACGCGCUGCCCAAGCUGCCACACAACGCCAUGCAAGACCAGAUGCAGGGCACUGUAACACUGAGAAACAUCAGCACCAGCACCUCAGGACUCUACCAGUGUACCUCCAGCAAUGCAAUUGGCAAGAGCACCUGUCUGCUCAACCUGCAGGUUGUAGCACCCCAGCCACAGAGUGUGGGUCUGAUAGCAGGGACCAUCGCUACGGGAGUCCUAGCCGUCAUCAUCUGUUCCCUGUUAGUGGUGGUCACACUCUUCUACUGGAAGAACAAAAACAAAUACGACGAGGAGGAGAUCCCCAAUGAGAUCAGAGAAGAUGACCUUCCUCCCAAGAGGUCAUCAUCAGUGAAGGCUUUCCAUGCAGACGCCUCAUCCUCAGAGAACGACACGCUGACGUCUACCAACACCUACAACAGCCGCUACUGGCACAACCCCAAACCCAACUAUGACACCAACUCCUAUACACGCUACAAUGGAGACACUCGCCAGACCUUCUCCACGGCUACUCAUGGUGCACACGGACAGGCUCAGAAUGCAGGACACGGCCACAGUACAGUGGUCACAGCACCCGGCUCAGCCCCACUGUCCCGCCACGCGCAGCCCACGACGGCAACAACGACAUCGUUUGCCAAUGGCAGCCACACGCUCCCACCACCCAAGACUCUGGUGGUCACCACAAACUCUGCCCCGUCCCCUCCCACCAUGGUGCGCAGCAACGGCUCUGUGAGCCUCAAACCGGUGGUGACGUCCACACACGGGCAGCACACGCACUCCUACGCGGUGAGCCAGGCCACGCUGGAGCGGAUGGGGGCGGUGCCUGUCAUGGUGCCUGCCCAGAGCAGAGCAGGCUCCCUGGUCUGAAAUCUGUUUUGGUAAACUGUUAGCUUUGACUAAAUGAGUGUUUGGUUGUGAAAUCCACUGAUGAUAUGGGCUGAAGCAGCCCACUGCCCUUUAUAACUGUGUCUUUCUGUUUGUCUCAACCUCUUUAUCUCAAAACAAACUGGGAUUUUACAGUGCAGAGUUCAUUUAAUGCCAAUUCCUUGAUGGAGGGACCCUCCAUUUUGUAGACAAACACCACUUGGAAUCUGAUCAUCCCCUUAUUGGAUGGAUUUUCCUGGUGGGUGUGGUGGGAACUAUUUUUCAACCACUUGGUUGGAGUGACAUUUCCUGCAGAACCUGGAUUCCCAGAUCUUUUUCAGGGCUGGAUCAUUGUGAUGAUUGUGUUUUUUUUUUUUUGGACUCAAAGCAACACGAGGCAUUUUCAUCUCAGUGUGUCCAUGCUGCAUGGUCAGACAGAAGCGAGCUCGGAUUCCCACAUAAAUGCACGUGUCCCUUGUUUUAGGAUAACAAAUGAAGUCCAUAUUAUUUCUAAUAAUUUCUUCUUACAGUUGUAUUUUUGAUUGACAGUAAUGAUAGUGACAAUGAGGGUUAAGCAAUGAAAAAGUGAAUGUUCAAACGUCUAUUUGGAGUAACCUAAAGGAUGAAAGUAUACGAAUGAAAUGAUAUUGGGUGAAAUGGCCUUAGAAGCUUAGAGAGAGGGGUUUCAUUUGGGUGCAAUACAUUGCAUAAAAUACUUUACUUCAUUGAAUGCAAACAUUUUAAUUAAGUUUUUGCACUUUUCAGAGCAAUUUUAUAUCAAAACUGCUGUCUUAUGAACAAUAAAACUUACUACUGAUAUGCUUUACCCAAAUCCACAUAAAUCAAAACUUUCCUGCACAUACAACAUAUUGGUGAUAUUUGAAGAUAGCACAAGUGCUGGAUUUUCAGAGAAAAACUGCACAACACUUUUCACAACAGAAAGCUAAUGUCCCCCUGAUUUCAACUUGAACCUGUUCGUCCUUGCUGUUGUCCUAAUCUGGUUCAUGUCACAUCAGUGCUGCUUUGAGAGAACGUGGAUAAGAGGAUGUCUUAUUUCAUAAAUGCUUUAUAAAGAGAAAAAUAUAUAUUUAAAGGUGAUUUGUUUUCCCUUAACAAAGGCCAACACCUACUGUUUUCUACUGUACAUAUUGUAACUACAACAGUAGGCUAGAUUGUGAAUCAAAGAAAACACAUUACAUGUCUGACUGAAACAUAUUUUACAACUUGUGUCUUAAUUUUAAAACAGUUCUUUUUGUUACAUUAGACAACAAGCUCGGUUUGAUAGACAGUGUUAUUGGUUUCAAUGAAGGGAUGCUUUUUUAUGUUUUCAUUUUCUAAUGAGAAUUGCCAUUUCAUCAUAAGGUCUGAGGUAAAUACAGAAUGUUUUAACAUUAAUGGUCAUAUGUUUUACUAUAAAUAAUAGACACCUAUGCUGUAUAUGGUAGAAAGUAUCACUGUGUUUCUGACCUACUGUAUUUAUAUUUUAACCAAAUCUCACCAGUGGAAAGUCACAUAACUGUCAGUGUUCCCAAAUUUAGCAAUCCUCAUUUCUUAUUGUGCAUUACCUGAAUGCACAAUACAAAUAAUUUCUUUGUAGCUAUGAUGCAAUAUUUGAUACAGCAAUCAUUUGUGUGUUACAUGCAGUAUUGGAAAGUAUGUUUUAUUAUUUAAAGCAAUUUCUCUUUGGGUCUAAUAUAUGAGUUUUAAUUCAAUGUUUGCUGUUUUGGCAUUUAAAGUCUUACUUAGAGAAAUGUAUGUGCUAACAUUACAGAAAGUGCUCCAACCUUAACAAAUACAAUCUAAUGACUUAUGGAGACCAUUUUCACUGACUUUUGACGGGACUUUGACUGGAAGGUGUUAGAUGCACUCAAAUACAGUUAAUUGAAUUAGAAGAAAACUUGGAGGGUUGGCAACUAGUCUUGAGUGGUAUUAGCUUAUUAUUUUAGACUGGAAACAUAAAUAAACAGAAUGCUCUUCAAUCCCAACAACUAUUUGGAUAUGAGCAAUAAAUAUUAGCCAAGUUAUUGAUGUCAUCCCUUAAUUCACACACGUGGAGUCUUAAAAUUAGACCUGAUGAGUACCAGUCACUGGCACAGUUUGUUGUCAAUGAUGUAGGCCCGCAGUUUACACAGACUUGGAUCAAACAGUAAUCCUGAAUUCUCCUGUUUUUUGCCUGGAAGUCAUGAUGGAAAUGGCUUGUAGUUUUAAAUCUCUAUCGUUUUAUUUAUCUACUAUUCUAUCAGUUACUACACUAUGUACCAGUCCAGAUCAAUCACAAACAUGUUUUUUCAUCAUUGUACAUUUGACCCCGGUCUGACCACAGCUAUACACCCACUUAGUGUUGUUGCAGACACAUUGAUCCAACAUGUUUUUUCAUUCUUUUUUGUCUCACGGCUGUCUGCUGUACAGCAGAGCUACAGUACUUUGGUUAAGUCCACCUGCAACACACACACACACACACACACACACACACACACACACACACACACACACACACAGACAUUGAUUUAUAAAUACAGUCUGACAGUGUUUUCAGAAUAAAGUCUUCUGUCUGUGUAGAUUUCACUCACCAUCUCUCCCAGUGUCCCUGCCCUGAACACUGGCUGACAACAUUUAAAUGAGAUCUCUGGCUUUAUUUUUCCCAGAGAUAAAUUCAGGCUGGAAAAGCUAAACUGAGAUUAUUUUACUCUAACUCUGCCCUCUGUUUGCAGGAGCAAUGGAGGAAAGAGAGCACAAUCAGUAGAAAACUACUGAGGUUUUAACCCAGAUUAAACAAACAUCUCAUCUUCUACCCUGGCCAUAGGUUGGUGUGUGGUACACAAGGUGGUAUAUGGGUUGUGUAUAUAGAUAAAUAAUGACAUGUGAUAUAUUGCCAAUAGUAAAACUAAUCUGUAAAUAUGUAUAAAAACACAUCUUGUUCUUACUGUUGGGUUGAAAUGAAAUAGGAAAAAUAACUGAAACUUGUAGUGAAUAAAUAUUGUUAAUACAUUGUA
Messenger RNA from Siniperca chuatsi (mandarin fish), 4951 nucleotides. RefSeq names its product immunoglobulin superfamily member 11 (gene igsf11). Gene Ontology annotation, biological process: homophilic cell-cell adhesion. Lineage: Eukaryota; Metazoa; Chordata; Actinopteri; Centrarchiformes; Sinipercidae. The transcript has 9 exons. The record is from RefSeq and is a predicted model, not a curated record. Bases 513 to 1961 code for a protein of 482 amino acids. Gene Ontology annotation, molecular function: ionotropic glutamate receptor binding. Gene Ontology annotation, cellular component: cell-cell junction.